This is a messenger RNA of Heterocephalus glaber (naked mole-rat), 6458 nucleotides long. It is a transcript of the gene Znf507, whose product is annotated as zinc finger protein 507. Gene Ontology annotation, biological process: positive regulation of transcription by RNA polymerase II. NCBI's taxonomy places the organism in Eukaryota, Metazoa, Chordata, Mammalia, Rodentia, Bathyergidae. Gene Ontology annotation, cellular component: nucleus; nucleoplasm. Gene Ontology annotation, molecular function: DNA-binding transcription repressor activity, RNA polymerase II-specific; RNA polymerase II cis-regulatory region sequence-specific DNA binding. The record is from RefSeq and is a predicted model, not a curated record.
GACCCGCCCGUAGCUCACGUGAUCUGUUCUUUGCGCCGCCAUCUUGGAGCUCCGGAUGAGGAGGGGGAAAGCGGGGGGUAAAAGAGGAAAGUAUCCGGGAGAGAGGUGGACGAGGGCGAGUACACGCCAGGGUCCUGGCUGGCCAAAAGAGGCUAGCGGAAGCAGCAGCCGCCGCCCGACCGCAGAUAUGGAAGAAAGCAGUGGUGUGGCAAUGUUGGUGCCAGAUACCGGAGAACAGGAAGCUGUAUUGACUGCCGAAGGUGUGAUCAGUCCUUCAUUGGAAGUUGAUGAACAAAGAAAACUUAAAGCAGAUCCAUUAAUCCAUGUUAUCCAGAAGUUAAGCAAGAUAGUAGAGCAUGAAAAGUCACAAAAAUGUCUUCUAAUUGGGAAAAAACGCUUGCGUUCGAGUGCUACAGCACACUCUUUUGAAACCCAAGAACUUUGUGAAAUUCCGGCUAAAGUAACCCAGUCACCUGCUGUUGGUAUUAGAAAGGCUGAGGUGUCACAAACAAAUUUUAUCCCUGACUGUCUUGCCCAGAAUGAUGGGAAGGCUAUGUCUUACCAGUGUGGCCUUUGUAAGUUUCUAUCAUCAUCUUUUUCUGUGUUAAAAGAUCACAUCAAGCAGCAUGGUCAGCAGAAUGAAGUGGUAUUUAUUUGCUCAGAGUGCCAUAUUACAUCCAGAAGCCAAGAGGCACUUGAAGCUCAUGUGGUAAAUGACCACAAAAAUGAUGCCAACAGUCACUCCCAAUCCAAAGCCCAACAGCACAAAAGCUCCUCGAACUCAUUAUGUCAGAGAACCACAGAAAGAAAUAUUGAAACCAUUCCCGACACCCCAGUAAAUGUGGACAGUCCACAAACUCAUAACAUCCAAACUGCAUCCAUGGCAGAAAUGGGUAGAAGAAAGUGGUAUGCAUAUGAACAAUAUGGUAUGUAUCGAUGCUUAUUUUGCAGUUAUACUUGUGGCCAGCAGAGAAUGUUAAAGACACAUGCUUGGAAACAUGCGGGACAAGUUGACUGCACCUAUCCAAUCUUUGAAAAUGAAAACGAGCCCCUUGGCUUGCUGGAUUCUUCUGUGUCUGCUGCACCGGGCGGGGUCGAUGCAGUAGUUAUUGCUAUUGGAGACAGUGAACUGAGUAUUCACAAUGGGCCAUCAUUACAAGUACAGAUUUGCAGCUCAGAACCAUUAUCAUCAUCAUCUCCUUUAGAACAGACAGCAGAAGGCAGAGUACACCUAAGUCAAUCAGUUACCCUUGAACCUAAUGAGGAAGAAAUACUAGAAGUUAUGUCCGAUUCAGAGGAGAAUCUGAUUGCUGACAGCCUACUUUCAUCAGCACAGAAAAUCAUUAGCAGUAGCCCAAAUAAAAAAGGUCACGUUAAUGUGAUAGUGGAGCGUUUACCAAGUGCUGAAGAAACACUUUCACAGAAACAGUUCCUCAUGAAUGCUGAAAUUGAGGAGGGCAAAAACCAGAACCCAACAGAAGUCCAGACUGAAUGUGAAAGAACAGAUGAUAUUUAUAAUGCUGAUAAAUGUACUGUUGAUAUCGGGGGAUUGAUUAUAGGCUGGAGCAAUCCAGAGAAGAAAGACGGUGAGUUAAUAAGUAAAGGCCUGGGUACUGACGAGAAUGCUCCUCCUGGCCGAAGAAGGACAAAUUCUGAGUCUCUUAGACUACACUCGUUAGCUGCAGAAGCCCUUGUCACAAUGCCUAUUAGAGCUGCAGAAUUAACAAGAGCCAAUCUUGGGCACUAUGGGGAUAUAAACCUUUUAGAUCCAGAUACUGGACAAAAGCAAGUAGAUAGUACAUUGGCAGCAUAUUCAAAAAUUAUGUCGCCUCUUAAAAACUCUUCAGAUGGAUUAACUAGUUUUAACCAAAGCAACUCUACCUUGGUAGCUUUCCCAGAGGGUAGACAGGAAUUGUCAGAUGGCCAAGUUAAGACAGGUAUCAGCAUGUCCUUGCUCACUGUCAUUGAGAAAUUGAGAGAAAGGACUGACCAGAAUGCUUCAGAUGAUGACAUUUUGAAAGAGUUGCAGGACAAUGCCCAGUGCCAACCCAACAGUGAUACAAGUUUGCUAGGGACCAAUGUGGUGGAAUAUAUCCCAAAUGCUGAACGGCCUUACCGUUGUCGCCUGUGUCACUAUACAAGUGGUAACAAGGGUUACAUCAAGCAACACUUGCGAGUCCAUCGACAGAGACACCCAUAUCAGUGCCCUAUCUGUGAACACAUAGCUGACAACAGCAAAGAUUUGGAGGGCCACAUGAUCAACCACUGCAAAACUAAAAUAUACCAGUGUAAGCAGUGUGAAGAAUCUUUUCCUUAUAAGAGUAAUCUGAGGAAUCAUGAGAGAGAGCAGCACAGCCUUCCAGAUACCUUGUCAAUAGCAUCCUCCAAUGAGCCAAGAAUUCCCAGUGAUACAACUGAUGGGAAGUGUGUUCAGGAAGGGAAUAAGUCUUCAACUCAGAAACAGUAUAGAUGUGACGUGUGCAAUUAUACAAGUACAACAUAUGUUGGUGUCAGAAACCACAGACGAAUCCAUAACUCUGAUAAACCAUACAGAUGUUCCUUGUGUGGAUAUGUGUGCAGCCAUCCUCCUUCUUUAAAGUCUCAUAUGUGGAAACAUGCAAGUGACCAAAAUUACAACUACGAACAAGUAAACAAGGCUAUUAAUGAUGCAAUCUCAAAAAGUGGCAGAGUUCUGGGGAAAUCACCUGGAAAAACUCUGUUAACCAGCAGUGAAGAAAGAGCUGAUCCUGUCACUGGAAGUUCAGAAAAUUUGGUGUCAUCCUCAGAGCUGAUUUCCCAGGUACCCGGUGAUGUCUUAGAUUCCCACGAGAAUGAGAAACUGAGCCCUACAAGUAAUACCUCAUACAAUUUAGAAAAAAACUCCAGUCUGGUCCCUCCAGGGAUGGAGUACUGCGUUUUACUCUUCUGUUGUUGCAUUUGUGGUUUUGAGUCAACCAGCAAAGAAAAUCUUUUGGAUCAUAUGAAAGAGCAUGAGGGUGAAAUUGUAAACAUCAUCCUAAGUAAGGACCAUAACACGACUCUAAACACCAAUUAGCCAGACUGAUUACUUGAAGAGGAUUUCCUUAAACCACAGUUUCACCAUUGUGCUGUCAAAUAACUAACUUACUAGACACAAGAAAUAGUAGGUGUGACUUUUGAGGAAAUGACAGAUGUGACUUUGAAACCAACUUGUCAUGUAACAAAAUGAAUUCCAAAUGGAGAAGCAGUAAUGGAAUUUAAAUAUUUUGAGUAAAAGGAAAUGGGUUGAAGAGGAAGUAAAUAUGUACCUUCUGUAUUAACCCUCUGUUACUGCUUGUUAGUGUUGAGUAUGUUUAUUAUUAAAAGCUUACUAUCCUUUAGAAAUGCAAGCAGCAAGAGUUAAGAAAGGGCUUUUCAGGAACUGUUAUAAAAGUGUCAAUCUUAAGCUAAGCUUAGUUCCCUUCAUGCUCACUUUUGCCAUACCAACACUAGAACAGAUAGGUCUUCUGGCAGCUCCUGGAAGGGCCUUUUGGGUGUCACCAACAGAAUCAACAAGGAAAUAGGUAGAGGGGUUUGAAGUGAUCUUCUUAAGUCUUUCCCUAACUUGACAGAAAUUUUUUAAUACUAAAUGUCAAUAUAUGUUCCUCUGUUCCCUAAAAUAGAGAUCUCUAAAUCAAAUCCAGAAUGUAGACAUUCAAGAAGUAAACAGUAGCCUUAAAUUUACAGUGAAAUUGUGAGCAUAGGAAGAAAUAGGUGCAUUCCCACCAGACUGAAACCAGAUCUGAAGCUCACAGAAAUUUUGAGCACAGUGUACUUCUCAAAGGCUCUUUUCAGUGUUUGAAAGAACACAACACAUUUCUCCAUAGUUACAUGGACCUUCUAAUUCUUCCUGCUGUGAGACACGCACACACCAUACCCCCACCACCCCACCCCCUGCUUAUCGUCUCAGAGGCUCUUAAAGCAACAAACUACAGAAAUUUGUAUUUGAUCAUCAGGCUUUGGAAAUAGUUUGAACUGUAAGAUAAAAAAUCCAAUGUAUGAUAAGGGAUGAAAUUCAAAAGCCUCUUAAAAUUAGUACUGCUUUUGAGAUUUUCCUUCCUGGAGUUUACUAGUUAUAUUUAGCAGAAGAGAAAUAACCAGAAGUAACUAAAAUAUAAUAAAAGUUCAGGUUGUUUAUACAAAUCUUAAUAAGCAAAUAGUAUUUGGCAAGAUUAGAAUUUCUGUCUAAAAAAUUCCACUGAUAGAAGGUGGUAGGACAUAUGGAAACCAACUAAAAGUGCUUUUACAUUCAGACUUCCCUUCAAAUACCUGUAAUCUUAUUAAUUAUACAUUUUAUAACUAUUUCAAAAGGUGUUUUUGUUGUUCUGAUCACUUAUUUAUGCAUUGCUUUGUUAAAGUAAGUUUUGCCCACAAGUCAAAAGGCUGAUGUACCAUUCACUGCACCUUUUUCACGGUGCUGUUUCUGAAUAUCUGAACAUUUUUGAAUAUUGACUUCUAACAUCUAGAGUUGAGGCUGGGACCCUGAUAAAUUUAGCACGUCAAAAGCAGUUUCAUGAAGAGAAUAUUGGGUAGACAUGUUUUAAGAAAGCAUUUUGUUCCCAAAGUCCAGGUAUAAAUUAAAUGAAGUAUUUCAAAGAUAGCACUACAAACUAUGUAGGCGAGGCCAGGCAUCUUGAAACAUUUUCUGAUUUUUUAGAAAAUUUGUAUCGUUUUGAUAAUGAUAUUUAAGCAGAUUACUAUAACUUUGCAGCUGUUUUGAUUUAGGUAGUUUAACUUAUUUGUAAAAGUUAAUCCAUUUCUGAUAUAUUGUCUUUAAAAAGAUAAAAUAAAUUUAUACAUACUAAAGUAUAUUCCCCAAGUCCACUAUAUGUGCAUUGAAAGAAAUCUUUACAUUUAACUUUAAAUUCAAAUAAAAUACUUAAAUAGUUCCAUUUUUAUCCCUCCUUUUGUUGGCACCUACAUUGUACAUCAGUUUUUCAUUGCCGGUAAAUAUGAUUCAUUGUUUCCUUAUAAAAAUCUGUUACUCUGAAAAGCAACAACCUUGGCUUUUAAUUCUCCUUGGCUUCAAUUUUAUGUAAUCAUUUGGAAAAUACUGAUAAUCAAAAAUUUCAACAGUGUGACAUUUUAAAUUACCUUUCUUAAUUUCUUUAGACCAUUUCCAUUUAUUGUUAUUUAAAUUUUCCAUUCGGAAUCAUGAAUUUAAAAUUCUCCUACCCAACGGCGAAAAAAUAACCCAGAAGUUCAAAGUUUAAUCUGAUUCUGGCUUUAGUGCUUUAGUGUAUCCUUAAAAUGUUCUCCUGGGCAAUAGGAGGAAUCAUGUACCAAGGACAUUCUGUAUUUUCCCAUUACAUUUUGUGGCAAGCCUUAAAGCAGUGUCUCUACCAAGAACAAUUGAUUUUUUAAAAGUAAUAAUGAAGAUUAAAUAUGCAAUUGUAAUUAUAGAAGAGAUUAGUUAUUAAAAUAAUUAGUAGGAAUUCUCUUUAUAGGAGUUACACUUUAUUAGUUGCUACUAGACCCUUUCUCACAGAAAGCUCAUACUAUUUGUUUUCUGCUCUGAACACUUUCACUUCUAAGAUUUGAUAGUGAAAAUAGUUUUUAAAAGAAAGUUACUGAAUUCUGCAAAGGUAAGAAUGAGAAGAUGAUGCAUCCUGAUUGUUAUAAAUAAUACUUUUUAGGGCUCAUCAUUUUCUCCCUUUCUCUUAACAAUCCAGAAUAUGAUUGGUGACCCCAGUGUUCCAACCGUUCCAUGCUUAUAUUCCAUUUGAUCAGUAGACUAAGAACUGUGGCUAGAGAGUGCAGUGUAGUGACACUGGCUGAAGCCUUUGUGACAUAUCUUUCAUUCUAUUCAGGGUAACUGUUGGUAGCUUUGUAAUUAUUUUGUCAGUUUUGUUCUCACAAAGCAAAUGGUGAGCAUCUAUGUUUACACUGUAUCUUCCUGUAGUGUACUUGGCUUGACAAAGACAAGCAGGCUUCUCUAUUGAGACAUAUAUUUUUAGUUUUCAUAGAUACUUAUUUAAUCAUUUUUUGUACAGCAAGGUGCUCUAAGUAAUAUUCUAUAAAAUAUAUUUAAUAGAAAUUUGAGUUUGAUAUUCAUGGACAUGAAUACAUGUAUUUUUUUAAGAAAUAAGUAUUGUGUAACACUAUGGCAUUGCUUCUAUAGCCAAAGUAUAAAAAUUUCUGCAACACUGACAUGUAAAGACUACAGUUAAUUCUGACACUGUAUGUUAUUAAAAUAGGAUAAUUUGCAUUUUGUAAAAUUAUCCUGCACAUCAAGCUGCAUGCCUUAAAGCCGAAACCCUAGAAUUGUGUUCAUGAUAGAACAGUUUAUCUGUUCAGACACUGAAGCAAGGUUUAUAGCACUUCUUUAACUACCUUUGGAAAUACUGUACAAUGUUAGAAUAAUUUAUUUUGCUUUACAGGAGUUUGUCAUGUAUUGACUUUAAUAUUGUAUUUUGGUAAUAAAUUUUUUGUUAAAAACA